This is a messenger RNA of Penicillium waksmanii, 1662 nucleotides long. RefSeq lists its product as uncharacterized. The record is from RefSeq and is a predicted model, not a curated record. Gene Ontology annotation, molecular function: DNA binding; zinc ion binding; DNA-binding transcription factor activity, RNA polymerase II-specific. The transcript has a single exon. Gene Ontology annotation, biological process: DNA-templated transcription; regulation of DNA-templated transcription; response to xenobiotic stimulus. NCBI's taxonomy places the organism in Eukaryota, Fungi, Ascomycota, Eurotiomycetes, Eurotiales, Aspergillaceae. Bases 1 to 1662 code for a protein of 553 amino acids.
AUGGAAGCCCACGCCCAAGCCCCAAAACGGAAACGAGCACGUCUGGCCUGCAAGCCCUGCCGGGAACGCAAGAGGAAGUGCGAUGGUGGUAACCCAUGUACGACAUGCACCGAAUGGGGUUACCAGUGCCACUAUGAGGCUCGGCGGAGGAAGUCUCACAAUGUCGACCAUCUAUCACCCGAUCCUUCUGCAUCUCCACCAACGCACAAUCCCCCGGGAGAUAUUUCCACUGAGCCGGAUCCCAGUGGACUAGUCCGCCGCUUGGAGGCCAAUUCAGGCGCUGCCUUUGUCCGAAAAUUGGGACUGAAGAUCGAUUCGGCCAAAGCCCCGAAGCUCAACUUAUUCGGGUGGAAUAUUGGAGCACGGCAGUUAUCAGCCCAGCCCCUUGCAUCUUCGGUGUUUCCGAUCGUGGAGAUUACAUCGCUGGACCAUAUACAAGCGCUAGCCCUAACUUACUUCCAGAAGAUUGAUCCAUGUUAUGGAUUUCUUGACCAACAACUCUUCUUCGAGCGACUGAACCAAAGAUGGCAAUCGCCCCUUCUACCAGAUAUAUUCGACAGCGUCAUAGCUGGCGUGGGUGCCCUCGGCUGUCUGUUCUCGCAGCGCAAUGCCACCAUCACUGAAGUUCAUCUAAUUCGCACAGCACGCUCCACAUUAGACAUGCACCACCUAUUGGGCCCUCCAUCAAUCGAUCUUUUGAACGGAUGGGCACUCAGAUCGAUUUAUCUUCGGAUGACAGACUCGCCACAUUCUACUUGGAUGGCGAGCUCGACACUAAUGCACCUCCUGGAAGCUUCAGGUCUCCACCCCGAGUCACAUUCAGUUCUUCCACCCAGCAUUAAGAUUGAUCCGGAUCUUCAAAGACGCCUCGUCGGCGUUGCACAUCAUUUGAAUGUUUGGACAUCCUUUGACCUAGGCCUUUCACGGGUCUCAUUCCAGAAAGAUGAUCUUCCUUUGCCACCUUCACCCAAACCUGGUGAUUAUACUGCAGAGGUUUUGGGUCUGCUCCCCGUAUCUCUUAGUCUCGACCCGGGAAGAGCCAAGGAUGAGGCGGACCUUGCGACGACACUGGGCAAAUUACUAGACGGAACUCAUACCCAGCCCCCAUCUGUCAUGGCGCAAUGUAAUCUUGUUCUUUGCAUUCUUCGUCGGAUUCAUACCCAGAAUCUAGAUAUAUCGCCUGGUCUUGCAGAUCGAGUACUCAAACUACUCGAGAAAGGUCUCAGCUGCGCACGAAGCAUGGUCAUGGACUGCACGCCUUGGCAUCAAGUUGCCAAUGUUCCAUUCCAUAUAAUCUGCGUCCUCUUGGUAAUAGACACGCGCCCAUCACUCUCGAUGCUCCCAGAAGCAAUGUCAACUCUCGGGCUGGUCGCAUCUCCCUAUGAUACCGAAACCAUGAGAGAGGCGUAUAGCGCGGCUUGCUUGUUGGUCUUGCUACACCAACAGCGUAGGAAGGAUGAUAUAGCGAUUCUAGGAGAGGCCCUCAGUACCCAAAAAACCGCCCAAUUAGAGAUAUUAUCUCAGCCGACCCCUAGUGCCGAGGAGUUCAACUGGCUGGGCGCUCUCGUUGCAGACUUGCCUGGGCUACAAAGAAUCGAUUUGGACCAGUUUUUGAAUGCAGAUAUGAUUGAUGUUCCACCUUUCAUGGGCGAAUCUACCUAG